Messenger RNA from Fusarium venenatum, 333 nucleotides. RefSeq lists its product as uncharacterized. Lineage: Eukaryota; Fungi; Ascomycota; Sordariomycetes; Hypocreales; Nectriaceae. The record is from RefSeq and is a predicted model, not a curated record.
AUGGCUCUCACUCACACUGUCCUCUUCCAAUUCAAGUCAGAUGUUGAUGCAUCUGAAAUAAAAAAAAUUUGCGAUUCCUUUCUUGCUCUCAAAGACCAAUGCAUCCAUCCUACAAGUAACAGUCCAUACAUUGUUUCACUUGUAGGCGGCAAAGACAACUCUCCAGAGGGAAUGCAGAACGGGCUCACUCAUGGCUUCGUCGCUAUUUUCAACUCUACGGAGGAUCGAGACUACUAUGUAGAGAAGGACCCAGCUCAUCAGGCCUUUGUUGCUAAAGUGGGAAGCCUCCUUGAUAAGGCUACUGUGGUUGACUUUACGGAUGGAGUUUAUUGA